AUGAGCCAGCAGGAUGUGGUCGCCGUGCUUUCAGAACGCCUUCUCAUAGCUGCAUACAAAGGGCAACUGGAUAAUGUUGUGCAGCUUAUCAACAAGGGUGCCAAGGUAGCCGUUACCAAGGUAACAAGAGAAAAACUCCUUACAAAUUCAUGGAGAACUAACCUCACUCCCAAACCAUUCAUUCUUUCUGAUAAAUGUUCUUUUGGCUUUGAAAAUCUAAUUGUUCGAGGAAGUGGUGCGGACGAAAGUAUUUGAUUCCCUCCCCCCCAACUUGGGCCAGUUUCAUUUAAAUGAGACACCAUGUAGAUGUGAAAUAAUUUUCCUUCUUUUUCUGCUGUUCUUCCUUCUCCAAGGGAAAGAAGCCUAGAGCAUCAUAAAUGUGCAGAGUUGAACAGUGAAUCCACUUCUAUAUUUUUCUCAAAAGUGCACACUGCAUUUUGCAGUGGCAAAAUUAAUGGUUGUAGGGGGAGGGAAAUCAAAAUGAAGUUAUCUGGGGCUGCCUGGAAAAAACAACACCUCCUCUGCUUUAAAAGGGCAGAGAGCAUCCUGUUUGUCUUGGGGAAUGUUACUCCAGCUGUAAAUAAUAUAUUUUAGGGAAGAGGACUAAUGGCUGGGAACAUAGUGAAUGCUUCUAGUAUACUGUGUAAUCCUACUGAUUGUUCAGAAUUAAGGUUUGGAAGGGGUGGGUGAUAUACAGGGUUUGAAAACUUUGAUCUAGCAUUUUUGAAUCCAGCUUCCAAAUUUCACCAAAAUCUUGUUCGAAACAAAACUAUUUUCCAACCAUAUAUGUUUACAAAUGGGAAAAUGACAAAAACAUGCAUUUCUCCACAUGGAAGGAGGGUGGGAGUCUUUGUAUUUUAUGUUGUCCUAGCCUGGAGCCAAGAAGUUGGGAAUGCUUCUCCUGUGUUGCUUUUAUUCCAUUCUUCCAGAGGCCAGCGGUUUAAACACAUGCUGCUGUUCAACAUGAGUGGAAUGAAAGUUGCAGGUCUUUAAUGGUAGGUGUGGCCACAAGGACCCUUCCCCCAGAGAGUGGUCAUUUGGGUCAAGGAUGGCACCAGAGAUACUUGAAGGGGCUGGUGGUGACCAGGAGGUGGAGGCGGCCUUCCUCAGGUGCCUCCCAUAUACUAAAAAUGUAUAUGGGGCAGCCAAUUUGCACAACAUUCCAGGCUUCUUGGCAACUGACCUCACCUCUCUUACCCCUCCCCUCACUUUCCUAACACAUAGGUAGGAGGGAGAUUUGUUUCACCUGGGAAGCACCAAGAACUUCAGUAUGUCUGCUAGUCCUAACAUGGGGCUAAGAUUCCUGUUGCUCUCCUAGGGAGGAAUGUACUUCUCCAGGAAUUACUGGAUUUCAGUCUGUUCUACCACCCUAUAGACAGUGUGUAUUCCUGAACCCUGGAAAAGGUUGUGGGGAUGGACCCCCCAGGUUGCUGACAGUCUGUUCACCAGUCUAUGACUUGAAGGUGCCCCAAACAGCUGAGCAUCAUUCUGGUGGAAAAGAGGGCUAUUCAUCUGGAACUACUAGCCUAUCAAAUAUAAGUAGCUUGUCAGUGAGUCCUUAGAAGAAUGGACCACGUGCACCAGCCAGUUCCAUAUAAAUAGCAAGGAAGACAAGUGCACUUGUCAAAUCUACGCUCCUAGAAUGGUUGGAGUUUUGUGCAAUUCCCGGUGAGAGUUGAUUGUGAUGGUUCUUGUAGGCACAAGCCAAAUUGAACAGAAAAAUGUCAUGAGCUUACAGAAGGAGCCUCAUGGGUGAGACUGAAGCAUGCAUUUAGUUUCCCCAUUGAAAUAGAUGGGAUAUUGUAAUGCUUAACUUUGAGUGAGUUAUGCCUUAAAUUUUAGACUUGCUUCAGAGGUGGCAUAAUUUUAGAAAGCUUUGAGCUAUAAAUUUGGUAGCUACAUAGGUGUAGUGCAGUCAUUCUUCCAAUUCCCAUUUGGGACACGGUUUCAUCUAUCUUUAUAGGCAUGCCCAAAGGAAAAUUGCAGACACAUCUUCUACUGUAGAUGCAGCUGCAGUUGCUUAUAGCAGGAAUAUACAUUACCUUAGCAUUGGAAUGUGAGGUCCCACUCCUGCAAUAGUUCUGCACUUCUAAACAGGGAGAAUAUCAGUGCGGUAUGGAAGAAUCUCUUUCAGUGGAAUGGGGUUAGGAUGAAUAUAAAGCACUGUGUGCAAGCCCUAAAAAUCUGUGCUAGGCACAAGUGUAGCUUGGUUCAGUUCUCAUGUCUUUCCCUAACUGAACCACCCUUUUAUAUUCAUCCAUUUGGGUAGGAGUUCAGCCCCUUUGCAGUAAGCCUAAGCUACAUUUCUUCUUCCCCAGUAGUAUUUCCUUCUUUAGUUCUUCAGUUCCAAGGCGGCCCCUUUCACCCUAUUCUUCCAGAACAUUGGAAGCAUCAUCUGACAUACUAUCUUGGAAGCUUGCAGGUGGAAAAAAAUGUUUUGAGAUUAUUUCACUGACAGGCUGCUAAUGUUCAUUUUCAAUCCACACUAAUUUUAAGGGCUGGAGACAGCUCAGAGUUCAGAAAUGACAGGGUCCAAUCUUAAUGGGUAAGGUAAAUCCUGUAAAAGAAAUGUCUCCCAUCUGAAGCAAUGAAUAGGAUUACAGUGUAUUGCAGUGCCUGAAAGUGUCCAUUUUUUAUGCCACUGGUGGCUCAGUGCAGGAAGGUAGAGGGAGGAGUGGGCACAUGGGAGGGACUCUGAGGGUGGAGUCAUCAAAUGCACCUAUGUCCCCCUCUUCACUUUGAGCCCUCACACAUUAUUUCUGACCAUCUGUAGAGGGAGAAUGUUCAUGAGGGCAUAUGACUUCCAAUAUUUGAACAGAUUUUAGAAUAAACUCCUUAUCUUCUUUUUUUUUAAAAAAAGCACACUGGCUAAAGAUAACGAAAAUAGACCUCUGAGGAAACACUGGAACAGUUAUGGAGGUAUUCAAAUCAUUCUGAAUUCAGGCUAGUACACACAGAACUCUUUAAACAAAAAGGAAGAAAACAGCAUUUUUGAAUUCUUGUUUACUUGCAGAAACAUACGAAUUAACGUGGUCUUUCACGGUCUAAUAAUAUAGUUGUCUCAGCUUGCUGGAAUUGAAAGAGGUUCCUGUUUUCCCUUUUCUUGACUGAAGGCCGAUAUAUCUGGACAAGUUCUGUUUAAUAAAAAGACAAUUCAAGUAUACAAAGCCUAGUAAUUAUUUUUUAAAAAAAUGCCUGCAAGUUCAGACAUAUACCUAAACUUGCUCUUAACACUGUCAUCGUUGGAACCAGUGGCGUAGCGUGGGUUGUCAGCACCCGGGGCAAGGCAAGUAAUUUGCGCCCCUAACCUGUGGAUUUGCGCCCCCUAACCCUAACCCCCAGAUGUUGCGCCCGGUGCGGCCAGCCCCCCCUGCACCCCCCACGCUACGCCACUGGUUGGAACUAUUCCUGACUUAGGGCCAGUCUACCCAUUGCAGUGGUCCUAUAGUGUCUGCUUACUAGCCUUCUCGUGGUGGCUAUUCCAUGUAUUACUGUAACACAGAGAAAGGCUCAGCAUGUACUGCAGAGCUUUCCAAACUGUGUGUUGGGCGAAGGCUCCCUGCGCUCCUCCCGGGGCUGGAAACGGGUUAGUUUAACCUCCAGUUUGCUAGCAAAACUGAAUUCCUGUGUCGCGAAAUGAUGCAUGUCUAAAAAGUGGGGCACCAACAUGAAAAGUUUGGAAAGCUCUGAUGUACUGUAUUAGAAAACAUUCCUUAUUUCUUCAGCACUGGUUGAUACACGCUGCUACUUCAUCGCAUAGGUUGUUUCCAUGCCAAUGUUUAGGGGCAAUUGUUUGGGUGGAGAAGCUCCAUGUCUUGAAGGAGUAGGACAUGUUUAUAGAGGCAGAGGUAGAAAUACCUGAACUGAAAGAGAAACACCGAACUGACCUCUGUAUCUCAGACGCUUUCUGUAAUGCAUCCUUAAUGGGCCACCAAGCACCCCCACCAUGCUCUUUAAGACACAAGGAGGAAAUGUUUUCCACAAAUGUGUUAAGUGAUAUGCAUGUUUCAGCAAAGUGUUGGCUGGAGAUUGGAAGUGUGUGCUUUGGCAGGGACGUGGAGAAGUAAAUGCCAUGGAAAAGAAGUUAGAAAAGGACAUGCAGAAGGGGUGGAUACAGUGAUGUUAUUCAGCAGCAGGAUAAAGGGUGUUGCAUAUAUCAAAUCAACUGUGUGUACUUGGUCAUAUAAUUUGUGUGCGCGCAAUGGCUCUUAGGGUGAAUUAACAGAGAUAAUGGUAAGAAGUAAUUCUUCACAUUUUUGUAUAGAUGUACACACACCUUGCACACCCAGUGUGUUGUGUCUGUGCAAUAGCAUUUGUAAAAAUGUAUGUAUAUGUGUGUGGGGGCGGGUUCCAUCUUAUUGAAAAAUUAAUUACCAUCCCAAUAUGUGGAAAUUUACCCCGAGGGAAAGGAUCUUCAGUCUCUUUGCUAUGUUAUACAUAAGACACAACACCAAGUAAGCAAAACCAAAACCAUACAGCAUUCCUAGAAUAUGUAUGAACUUGCUUGGCUUUAGACCUUUCAAGGAAGUAAAUCAAAUUAUUCCAGUUAUGUAAAUUAUUCUUUUCUCUUUCUUUUGUUUCUACCUGUUACGUCCACCACUUUCGUUCCAUCUGCCUGCCAUAAACAAUUUUCUUUUUCUUAAAGUGUUUCUGUCACCUAGAUAAGACCUCUCUAUCUGGUCCCUUGGCUAGUGGCAGAAUAUAAAUCUCUUUCUAGGCCCUACAGGCAGACAACACUAUGUUGUUUACUUCCUUUUCUCCAACAUCCCCACCUCCUUAUUACAGAUUGCUGGCUGUGUGCCACCUCACACCCAGCCACCCUGCAAACUUCAGAAUUCACAUUUCCACUAUCCAUUUGGAAGGGUUUUUUAAAAAACAUUUUUUGAAAAGUACCUUCUGUCACAGGUCUUUCUUCCCUAAAAAUCCUAAGGGCUCAUCCACACUUCCUGCUUGUCCCAUGCUUAGAACCCAUGGGUCUGAGCAAUUUUCUGCUUGUCCUGCUGCUUUCCCCUGGGGAAACUCUCUCUUUGCCACUGAAUUGGAGCAAAGUGGAAAACGCAGUUGACAUUUGCUCUGAUUCAGUGGUAAAGAGUGGGAUUUCCCAGGGGAAAGCUGUGGGACAAGUGGAAAGCAGGAUCGAGCCCUAACAUUUUCAAUUUUCAGAUUGUGCUUGUGAAAAUUCCAUGUCAGACAGGCAUAUCUGUGAUGCCACAUCAGAAUCCAGCAAAACAGAGUUUUCUUAUUUGGGUUGGAAGAAAGCUUCGAAGUAUAAACCAUGUUCACUUGCCAUGUGCUGACUUGUUGCCAAAUGUUAGUGCUGUGCCAGCUCUGGUAACAUAAGUCUCCCACAAUCAAGUGUGGAAGCACUAUUGGGGAAAUACUAUUACUGACUAUGAUGUACUCUGGCAUGGCAAGUUCAUAUGGUCAUAGAAAACCCUGCUGCAUCCACUGUUUGUGGACCUACAGCAUAUGAAGGAAGGGUUGCCACAUGUCCUCUUUUACCAGGACAUGUCCUCUUUUUCAUGGGUAUGUAAAAUGAGAGUUGUCAUAACAAUCCAUAGUUAAAAGUAGAAGUCAGCAAAUGUGUCCCUUUUUUUUUUUGCCCUAAUAAGGUGAAACAUUGCCAACACUGACUACAGGGCUAAACUUGUUUGAAUUCAUAUUUAUGAUCUAAUGUUUUGCAUCUCUGAAUCAUUUAUCAAUUCAGGUUCUGUGGUGUGUGUGUGUGUGUGUGUGUGUGUGUGAAAUUGCCAAGAGAUUUUUUGAACCAUCUUACUACAUAGUCAGCUGAAAGUAGUGUCAAGUUCUGGAUAUUAUUCUCCAGGGAAGAAUAAAAGGAAAUGUACUCCUAAGGUUUCAACCAGCUGUUGACUUUAAUGACAGCCUUUGAAAAGGUCCUGUUGGAAUCAGAUCAGACUUGUAUAUGUGGCUAUCAAAGCUACAGCUUUCUGUUUGUGGAAUUUAAGAACUUAAUAGAUUCACACAUUGCCUGAGACUUUUUGAAAUUAGGGGUGGGAUGACUUGUGCUGCAGACACCAAGUAAAUCAGUGUGAGUUAUAAUAAAAAGAAACCAAAAUGCACAGGAAUAAAGCUAUUUGAAAGCAUAUUGGAAGAAUGUUCUGCUUUAUAGGGCAGGAGUCAUGUAGGCCAUGUAAUUAAAUGAAAUAGUCCAAAUAUAGAAGAUCACAGUUGGAUUAAAAUGGCAUUCUGUUACAAACUUGAUCAAAUGCCUUCCAAAAGAAAUGUUUAGCUAAGUAAGAGAGUUUGCCAUUAAAAAGACCCACCUUGGUAUCCUUACUAGACCAAGUCGUCUGAAACAGGGUCCUGGAGGAGGAAGACUCCCAUUGGACAAGGCAUUCUUUUGACUAAAUGAUACACUUGCAUUUUUCAAGAGCAUCUUGUUACUCUUUAAUUCCAGGACUCUUUCCAUUACUAUCUGAUAGGGGAAGAGGGGAUAGAUAAAUAGAUUGUGAUGAUUUGUUAAUUUCAAGCUUUGGUUCCAUUCGCCAUCUUCUGACAGAGCUGAGGAUUCUGGACAUCUGUUUUGCUCAUAGGUGUGUCUUCAUAUGAUGAUCUCUAGAAUGGCAAUCAAACCUUAGGACUGAUUUGUUUUGCUUUUUUUUUCUUUAAAUAUAUCUCAAAGCUGCAGUUAGAUCAGCCACGGACAGUAAAAAACAGACAAGCAGAGAACAAGAGCAAAACCCUGCUGUGGGCUGACCACACAAUUAUGAUCUCACUAUGCUGGCAGCCUUUAUACCAAUACGGUAUUAUGUAAUGUAACAAUCCUAUGCACUCCCGGCAGCAAAGUAAAAAGCAAAACAGUGCUUGUAGAGGCAAGAGAUAACAUAGUACACAGCCACUCCCACAAGUAUUCUUGGCAACUCCGCCAACACCUGCCAGCCAUGAUGUUAUGCCCCCAUAAUACUCAUGCAAGGUACCAAUCAUCAGUGGUGAUGGUGGCAACAUCACGAUGCUGUCACAUGUCCCAGCCCAUGAUGUGGCUCCAUGCCAUGUAUCUUCCUAUGGGAUCUGUGUAACUUUGCUGCAGGGCUGAUGUAUAUGCUGCUGCCGUAGGUGGCUGUUGAGCUGGUUGGAAUUCUGUUGUCCAAGGUGGUUGUGUUAGGGUGGCCAUUUGUCCUACAGAGGACCAUUCUCUCUUAAAGAGUAAUCCACCCAAGCGUGGUUUCAAGUUAAGGAACUAUAAGAAGGGAGAGCAGGGUUAAAGUUGCAACUAGGCAGCAGAUUAAGCAGGUACACAGAUCCGCCCAGGGUAGCUUCUUCCCCACUAUGGUGACAUUUAUCUUUCUAGUGAUUCUUUCGAAAUGUGCAUCUAGGUGCAUAUAUAUGCAAGCAUAUGCAUGAUUUAUGCAAAGAUGUGUCCUUUUUUUUGGUGCGGUGUUUUCUUUUUUGGCAAUGCAGAACUGGCAACCCAAAGCGGUGGAGGCAGAAAAGGAGGCACUGAUGGGCAGACCAGUGGUUUUACUUAGCUUUUUCUCUUUUUCUGGUGUAAUGCUAUCUCCUUGUUGAUAGAGGGACAUAUCCCCCCAAAAAGUAUAAUUUUGGGGACUUUGAGCAGUAAUUCGGUGAAACUUAAUUGGAGUUCAGGUGGAUAUUAUUUGAUUGUCACUUCCGUGGAUGUUUAGUUCCAUUCGGUUAGUUCCACUAGCUAGUCUGCUGAUUAGUAUAUCCCUAAUUACAAGAAACAUGUAACUUUGCAAUUAGUUCAUGAUCCCAAAUUGUUCGUCAUGUGGUGCCCCAAUUAUGGAAUUGUUUCCACAGAGAGGUCCAUCUGAUGCCUGUUUUGUUGCAUUUUUGGUGCAAUGCAGACCUUUUUUUAUUUUCCCAGUCUUUCCUGGCUUAAUUUAGUUCUGUUGAUAGUUGUUUUUUUAAAAAAAGGUCUUCCUGCCUUUUGUUUAUGUUUUUAUGAUUGCUUGGUGGGCUUUUUGUUUUAUUUAAAUAAAAAGUGUGUAUCUUGAUAGCUGCACUUCCUGUUUCUACACUCAUUCUUUUCUGAAAACAACAGAUAACACAGGGGUGGGGGUGGGCUUCUGGUUGCUAUAUAUAUCUGGCUGGCCACUGUGAGAACAGAAUGCUGGACUGGAUGGGACUUUGGCCUGAUCCAGCAGGACUCAUCCUAUAUUCUUACAGUCAAACCUCAGUUUUCUAACGUCUUGGCUGCCGAAGACUUUGGAAGCCAAACGCCAAAAACCCGGAAGUGAAUGCUUCCAUUUUUGAACGCGCCUCGGAAGUCAAAUGGCUUCCGAUGUGCAUUUUUCAUUUCUUUCCAUUGAACUUGCUGACAACCCUUUGAUCCUCGGUUUUUGAGCGUUUUGGAAGUCAAAUGGACCUCUAGAACAGAUUACGUUUGAAAACCGAGGUUCCACUGUAUGAAAUUGAUGAUUUUAUGUCAUUUCAAUGUUCACAGAGUUUUCUGUUCACUAUGAAUGAUUUCUGUGCUCACUCCAAAGGAUAAUGAUAAAGAAAGUCAAUAAAAUAAUAUGGGCAAAAUCAAUUUUAAAAGUUGCAGUUUAUCUGUGUGUAAGUCCCAUUGAACUCUGUGGAAUUUACUUCAGAGUAAACAUGCUUCAGAUUGCACUUCAAGUUCUUUUGCUUUCUGUUGUACAGUUAAGCACCUGCUUAAAUCCCUUCCAUUGAAAUAAAUGGACUUCACAUUGCUUAAUGUGUCAGUGUGGUGUAGUGGUUAAGAGCGGUAGUCUUGUAAUCUGGUGAACCGGGUUCGUGUCUCCGCUCCUCCACAUGCAGCUGCUGGGUGACCUUGGGCUAGUCACACUUCUCUGAAGUCUCUCAGCCUCACUCACCUCACAGAGUGUUUGUUGUGGGGGAGGAAGGGAAAGGAGAAUGUUAGCCGCUUUGAGACUCCUUCGGGUAGUGAUAAAGCCGGAUAUCAAAUCCAAACUCCUCUUCUUAAUAUUGGUUGGUUUCUUCCAUAUAUGCCAGCAUUUCUAGUUGCUUGCUUCUAGAGUGAGUUGGUUUGCUGGCCUAAAAUGGAAUUCUAGUGGGAAAUGAAAGUGUGGGUGAAACAAUGGAAAUUAGGAGCAUCUGAUACUCCUAGAGAGAAGUGCAGGUUCAUGAAUACGAAGAGAGGCCAUACAUUUGUAAGUACAUAUAGUUGGUAGUGUUGCAAUAUUCAUUUAAUAGGAAUGUCUCUGGUAUAAAGUUGCUAACAUGCUGUUGUACCAGCAACUGGCUUUGAAUUUUUUUCAGCAAUUGCUACCUUCUGCUUUACAGCAUGGGAGGACACCUCUCCAUCUUGCAGCUUAUAAGGGUCAUCUCCGCGUUGCCCAGAUUUUGCUCAAAGCAGGCUGUGAUGUGGAUCUUCAGGAUGAUGUGAGUAGUUCUAACCAUUCUUACACCAGGGAAAGCCCUUGUGUCCCUGCGUUAGCCAUCCAAAGAACACUGCAACAAGUUUUCUCCUUUUAGAGACUGAUUCUGUUUCAAAAAGAUGUUUGCUUUGUUUACUAAGGGUACUUCCAGAUGGCAGCUUAAUAUUGCAAAUGGUUCAUUGGAAACAGGCUUUUUCUCCACGUUGGAUUUUACACGGAAAGUGUAAAUCUGAACCAUUAUUAUUAUUAUUUUGUGGGGAGGUUGGCAUUUUGAUGCUGCCAAAGUUGUAUGGAUACUUCAAACAACAACAGAAGCCUGCAUGCAGGAGAAGCAUUAAUUCCACAAUAAACCCCCUAUCUGGAAGGACCCUAAUUUUAAAGCUUUAUAGGACAGCAUGUAACUGGGAUGGUCAAAGACAGUGGUUCUGUAGUGCCUUGGGGCUUUUUCAAAAUCUGCAAGGAUCGUUUUGCCAGAUACUUUUCAAUUUAUUUUAAGCAUAAAUAAAGAGUAGAUGUUGCCUUUCAGAGUAGUAGAAGGUUUUUCAAUAUGGUAUUGGACAGACACCAAGUGUUUUUAGACUUCACAGGCCUUUCCUUCCUCCAGGAAGCUCAGAGCUAAGCUGUGCUGAAUGUUCACAUCUGCAAACAUUCCAUGUGAAAUUAGUGCUUUGAGGGAGCUGAAUUCCUACCCCUGAACCUUACUCAUCUUUUUCACUGCUGUUCUUUUUGGUCCCACUUUUCUUAGAGCUGGAAACUCUCACCACCACCCACCAUCACAUCAUUCAUGCUAUUCAGAGGUGUGAAACCCAUGGCAAGAAUGCUUGCAUUUAUAAUGCUCAGGACAUUUCUGAGCGGAACCAAAAUGCUUUAUGGCAUGGAAAUCACUCUAUUUUUGUACUCCUAGUGGAUGGUUCUUUGCCAUUCAUUGAACUAAUAUAUUGUGAUCAGCCUUAACAUUAAAAAAGAAACGUUGAAAGAAGCCUUUAUUUUCAUAUUUUUGGCAGAAUUUGACUCUCAUAAAAUCUGUGCAGCAUGAAUACUGUUGUUGCGCUCAAACAAACUUUUACUAGCUGGGGUGAAAGUGGUUUUAUUAUUGAAAGUCACAUUAUGUACAAGUUAUAUAGAGCGGGUAUAUUCAUUUGAUGAAGUAAAUAUAUUCUCUCUUCCUGUAGCUUUCCUCCAGCUAGUAGAUAGCAUAGAUGAAAUGCAAUGUUGUAUCCAACUAGGUUCUAUUCAGAGCUUGGCUUAAGUUCAUUGAAUUUUUCAGUGGAUCUGCUCUGGGUAUGGCUAACAUUGGAUUUCACUCAAGGUGGAUUUUUUUUUUUUUAAUCCAUUUACAUCCCACCUGAGAUAUUUGUACCUCUUUUAUUGAUUGAAUGCGUUUAUAUUCCACCUUUCCUUCAAGGAGUUCAAAGUGGUGUACAAGAUUUUCCCUCCCCAAGUUUAUCACCACAACAACCCUGUGAAGCAGGCUACCUGAGAGGUAGUAAUUGGUCCAAGAUCACUCAUUAAGCUUCAUGGCUGAUUGAGGAUUUGAAGCUGGGUUUCCUCUGUCCUGGUAGCAACACUCCAGCAACUAGACAACAGUAGUUGUUUUACACCAGAAAGAACUUGCAAAUGUGGACUUAGAAACAUAGUUCUGCGGCCUCCUGGAUUGCAAAUAUUCUCAGCUUUCAAAACACUGUCCUUUAUCCUGUUUUUUUCCAGUGAACUGUGAAAGUCAAUAACGAUAUUGUUUUUAUAUCCUAUGUAGUAAAUACAUAAUUGCCCAAUUAAUUUUCCAUCUGCCAAAUGUUGCAUAGCAUAAAGAAACUCUUAAAAAUGUUGUGGAGGAUUUAAAAUGCUGACUUCAUGUUCUACAGAUGUUGAUCGUUAACAUAUUGUAAAAGACCUUAUCAUUAGUUGAAGAAUGACCUCCAGUGGCCUUGAAUGGGAUUAUUAUGAAUUUCAGCCUGUGGAGACCAGCUCUGUAGAGUAUGAAACCCCAAGAAGUAACUCUUUCCUUCUCCCUGCUAAUCCUGCAAGCCCUUAUUGGAAUCCUGAUGCCAUCUCUGAUUGGUCAAUGAGUGUUCAUACAGCACAUACCUCAGAAAUAGUCAAGGGAAAAGUGGCCCUGGUUAAAGAAGUCAAGGAAGAAAAAGAUAAGAAAAAACAGAGGAGAAAGGCUAGAAAAGAUCCUAGAAGAUUGCAAAGAGAGAAGGAGGUUAGAACUGUUAACUUCAGCUUCUCUGCGACACAGUUGCAUGUACCAUUUGGAUUGGCCAUCUGGCAUGUCAGAGCUACUUUAAAAGUGCAUGGUUGCAUGUCUGACUUUUUUAAAAUUAUGCUUUGCCAAAAGGUUAUCUACCUGUGUCCUUUUCACACAAGAGUCCCACUAAUUGUUUUGUGGUUACCAUAUUUAAAGGAACUGCUUCCUGGGAAUUGUUUGCAUUGCCAAAAUCUAAAGCAGAGGUGGAGAUCUUGUGGCUCUCCAGGUGUUAUUGAGCUCGCAUCUUCCAUCGACCUCAGCUAGCCUGGCCGGUGAUCAUGGAUGAUGGAAGUUGUGGUCCAGCAACCCCUUGCUCAAUGCAUUCCCUAUGCCUGAUCUGUUGUACAGUUCUGGACUCAUAAAAGUCACUGGCCAGCUAUGAAUGACCUUGCACUUAAGAAAUAGUUUCUGCAUGAAAAUAAUGGAGGGUAGACGGGUAUACUGUGCCUCAAAGGUGGCUCUUAUUGGCUAGUUUUGGCUAGUUGGACAUUUAUGUUUUGGUGGUACAUACAGCAAUUAACACUGCACAAUUUCCUCUUCAUUUGUCCACCUUCAUCCUCCGUAACACAUGAUGUAGUCGGGACUAGGGGAGGAACAGAGCUCUAAUUAUUUCCCAUAAUAUUUUGAGAACACUGUUGCACUCUUUUGUGUUGAGUGAAAAUACCCACUUCACUCCUAGUCAUUCUUAUGUGCUAUCCUGUGUGGAUAUAUACAGAUGUAGCUGAUUUAUGUGCAACAGAACACAUGACUUUGAUAGCCAAAGCAAGCUGGCCUGGACAACUAUUUAUAAAACAGUUUUCCACCUUGAUGUUGGUUGUCUUUCAAUUACUCUCUUUGUUAUUGCACUGGAAAUGCAUUUUUCUGUUUGUGACUUGAGAUUCCUUUUAAUUGGAGGGAAAUGGUUCCCAGAGCAUAUGUUGUCUUCCUCAAAUGCCAGUAUGUUUAAUAAGUCCUUUAAUGAACUACAUUAGUUUUUCUUGUUGCUGUCACUCUGAUCUAAUUAAAAUAAUUGUUACAACAAAAAUCUAUCAAGCGGGUGAGCAAGUGGGUCUUUUGUUAUGAAACAAUCAUCAGCCUAAUCCAUUCUAUCUGCAACAGCUGGCUCUUGAGCAGUGCCAUUUAGAAGGCUUUGGGUUUGAGCUGCAGGGAAUCAUAGUAGCUCAUUUCAGUCCCAUGCAUCCCAGUGAAAAAUGUAGCUUGAUUUUAUGAUCUUUUAUAAUUUGGCCUUUAUUAUUUUUUAAAAAUAACAUUUGAAACAAUAAGAAAAUAGUAUUUGAAAGAAAAUAGUAUCUGAACAUGCUGCUCGGAGAACUCUGUGUUCCUUGAAAUGUUUGUACAAAUAAAAUGGUCUCCUGCUGCUAUCAGAAGAUAUUUUCUGUACUUUCCCCAAUAGCUUCACAAUGGGUCAAAUUGCAAACUGUCACAUAACCACUUUGCUGCAGGCCAGGCAUUGCAUGGAGCCACUCAACUUACAUUCCAGCUUCUUUAUUUAGACUGAAAACAGACAUAACUUCUAGGAAUAGUGGAUGCAGUUUGAACAUGCGUUGACCCAGUUUGCACGUCACGGUAACCCUAAUGGUGUACCAUGAAAAUGGUUUUCCUGUCCUGUUCAUCUCCCUACUAAUGGUGGGGCAAAACAACCAACACCCCUGGUUUAGUGUUAAUGUCUGAUCCAUGGGAUGUGGUUUGUUUCGCUUCAACAAACCAGUUAGGAAUCCCAAGGGCAAAUAUUAGUGACAGAUUGUAUGGUUUGUUGCGAAUGAAACAAACCAUCACCCCUAGUUCUGAUGUAACGCUCAGCCAAGGUUCAUGGCCUGUUUCUUCCUCUUCAUCAAAUAUAAGCCCCAGUAAUGGCCAGCAGGUGUGUGUUGCUGCUGGUUACCAAGAGGGAGGGCAAGGCAGUGGGGAAACUGGCAUGUUGUGGGUGCAGAGUGGGGAGCUGUGAUGCUGCACCUUCACUGUGCCAAUCUCCCUGCUGCCUCUCCCUUUCUCCUCUCAGUAACCAGCCGUGACACAUGGUGUUGGUAAGCCAGGAGAGCAACACAGCCCCGCUGGCUGCAUAAGGCUUAAAAAAAAACCCCACCACACGUCCAAAUAGUUGGUUGACCAGUCAAACAUGCGGCCUUUGUAAGUGCAUUGUUCAUUGGGCUAUCUAGAUAUCCAUGGAUAUUGAAAACAUCAGUCAAUUGCCUGUCAGUUUGCUGAACUUUGCCUGAUUUUGUUCCAUCUGAAAGAACUAGAUGAUUGAGGAACACUCAGAGCUACUUGAGUGAUUCCGAGUCAGUUAAUCUGCUGAUCUGGUGAUACAUAGUGCUAGGUAGAAGUUUGCUAGGGAGGACAUAUGGUGAAGCCCAUGAUUUGUAAGCAGUGUGUGUUGGAGUGGGGUAUGACUUUCAGAAUUGUAAGCUACCAGCAGUUAAUGGUUACAUCAUGUAAUGCUUCUACAAGGAAAAUGAUGGGGGUGGGCGGAGCAUGAUAACCUCUGUGGCUCACCACAUACAGUUGCCAGCGCAUUAGUUUUCAUGCUGGAAAACUUCACAUGUGACAACAGCCUACACUUAAGUUUCAUGUUCUUCUUUUUCUAAAUGGGAAUUCUUUCUGUGUAGGAAAAGUAUAACACGUGAAGUGACCUAAUUGCUUAGGUUGUCUGCUAAUAGCUAGACCAGUGUAAUGUUGCACAAUGUAGAAUUUGGAAUUUGGAAACCAGAGUGUGGCUUGCUCUUAAACUCAUACAGUAUUUCAGUAGCACUGUGUAUGUUGCUGCUUAUGGGGAUGGGAUGUUUUGAUGCGGCUAAUUGAUAUGCAUGUAUGUUGAUGUAGAUUUGAAAUAAAAUGUGUGUUAGUAAAUAAUGGGUGCUCUUUGCAGGGUGACCAGACAGCUUUGCAUCGAGCUACCGUUGUGGGAAAUACAGAUGUAAUAGCAGCUCUCAUCCACGAAGGCUGUGCUUUGGACAGACAAGACAAGGUUAUUGCCACUUUUGUGUUUAUUCUCUUUCUGUGUUAUGUUGUUGUCUCUGGAGGAAGCUCUCUCCAACUUGUUUGUGUCAUUUGCUGUAGAGGAAAUAAAUAUAAUGCAGAAUAACACAACACAAGUACAAGCUCUUGAAAAUACAUAUCUGUAUUGAAUUGGUAAACUUCAUUUUUUUAUAAGUAAACAUCAGUCAUAGCUAAAUACAAAACAACACAGCAUAUGGCAACAUACAUGCAGAGCAGCAUCACUGUAAAUACAAUAAUUACACAAACUUUCUUAAUCUUUGUACUAGUUACUAAUGUUUCCUUUUUUGUUGUAUUCAAGUGGCAGUGGGCUACAGAUCCACAUAAACUCAAAGCAUAUGUCUUCCCCUAAAGAAUACUGGGAACUGUAGUUUGUUGGGAACCACAGCUCUGUGAGAGGGAAGCACCAGCCAAGUGCUUUAAAUUUGCAUUGGGUGUGCUAUAUACGUAUGGUGGGCAUCUGCAGUGUCCAACUGGAUUAUUUCCCUUCAAGUAGUAGGAUGCUAUGAGCUGAUAACCACAUUGUUUUGAGGAAACCCACCCAGGGCUGCUACCCUUGCUGGAAACCCCUGGAGGGGAGAGUGCUCUUGUGCUAAAUCGUGCUUGCUGGUUUCUCACAGGCAACUCUUCUGCCCCUGUAAGAACAAGGUGCUGGACUAGAUGGGCCAUUGCCUUACUCCAGCAGGCUCUUCCUAUAUUCUUAAGUUCUUAGAUGUCACUGCUAGGGAUGAACCUUAGCCCUAGGCCCCGCUCCCUCCUUUACACAUUUUUUUCUGCUUAGCUUAACCAUGGUUAAAGGCUGCAUUGGCACUGAUGUUUAUCAUAGUAAAUGCUAACCAGGGAUUGCACCUAGCUGUGGUUUCUAGUGUACUUCAAACUCUGGUUAGCCUCAGGUAAAUUAAAUGUUGAUGCUGAGCUGAUGCUGGGUUAACAAAGAUUGGGACCAGGAGGGUUUUACUUCCUGAAAAAGGGGGGGAGAGAGUGGCAGUGAGUAUGCGAAUUCCCAUGGUCUGCGUAUAGUAAUUCAGUCAUUUAACAUGGCAUCCAAAUAGAAUUAUAAAUAGCACCUCCGGAUAUAUGCAGUAUUUUCUCUAUAUGGACACAGUACUCUAAACUGCUGCUUUUCUUUUGCCUUCAGGAUGGGAACACAGCUCUCCAUGAAGCCUCUUGGCAUGGAUUCAGCCAGUCUGCCAAACUGCUUGUUAAAGCAGGCGCAAACGUUCUUGCCAGAAACAAGGUGAGAUGCAUGCAGAAAGGAGCAUUCAAGUGCUGCUCUGUAAAAAAAAGGAAAAGAAAAGAAUAACUAAUUUUUAAAUGGGAGUUUUUCCUCAUCAGUAGUUUCCAGCGGAGGCAUUUCUGGAUAAGUGGCAGUGCAUUUUCUUGGCAACACUCUUCCAUUUCAUUUAAGAUGGACUAUGCCUUGAUUAUUCUCUUUGAGAGAAAACUUGUAUUCUGGCAGUUGAUGCACGCGCGCACACACACAUGCACACACACCGCUCUGUUGGGAAUGAAUGUUGCAUUAAUUAUGGCUGAAGAACUAUCAAAGUCCUUCUAGCACCCUAAUCAGUACAGAAGCGUGUGAAAAUGAAUUGAACAAACAAGAAAAUGUCAAUUAAAAAAACCCCAUUUAUCAGAAACAAGAAAGCCAGACACAUGAAUGGCAAAACUGAGGGGAAACAGCUUGUCUUCCAUGAGACUUUCAGACACUAGGAUAAGCUCUUGUUGCAAACUUUUGAGAGAGACUCAGGUGUUCUUCCUCCUCUCAUCUAUAUUAUGUUUUGAGGAACGUUUUGCAGAGAGGACUGGUGGGGGUGGGGACAGCAAAAGGUUGGAUCCUGUCUUUUUCUAAGUCAGCAAGAGUGUUUCCUUUUGCAUACGGUAAUUCCACUCAGUGGAAACUCCCACCAGCAGAAAGCAGGGAGGUGACUUUUGCUAAUUGUGCCACCUUUCAUGCUGUUCUUCUGCGUUGGUGAAUCUUUCAGAACGCUCUUGGAAAACGUUACUAGAAGGUGUUUGUGUAUGUGAUCACAAAUCAAACAAGCCAAAAGGUGAAGGGUCAUACGGUAUCCCUAAUGAUGAAGCAAAUCACUUAAGACAAAUUAUGACAUUACUAAAAAAAAAAGUUAAAGUGUGGUUAGUGUAAAGACGAAAUCCUGGUAGUGGCAGCCAUUUUCUUUAAGACAUCUUAAAGGACUUAGAAUGGGCACAAAGUCCCUUCUUAAAAACUACAAUCACACUUUUCAAAUCUAGAUGGAAACAAACUGAUUCCUAUCCAGUUCCCAUUUACUUCUCCUCCUGCAUGUAUGCUCUACUUUUCUAUAACAAGAACAGAACCCAGUUUUUUUUUAAAGAAAGUAGCCAAUAAACUGGAAUUAUACAGGAUUAGGGAGUUCUGACCAAACUGCAGGAGGCAGUGGAAGACAGGAGUGCCUGGCGUGCUCUGGUCCAUGGGGUCACGAAGAGUCGGACACGACUAAACGACUAAACAACAACAGGGAGUUCUAUUAUAAUGGUCAAGAAAAAGAAAUCAGAAAUUUUAAAUGAACAAGAGCACUCUUGGUUUGAACUCGGGAAAUUAAGUUUAUUUAUAGCAAAAGAUAUUAUCAAACAGCAGGUAAAAAAGAGAAUUAAUGUUGUUUUAACAGCUGAUUUUGGCAUUUAAUUUUAAUGUCAAAGGACGAACUACCAAAAUUUAUAACAAAGUUAUAUAUAGGUGAUCUAACAUGAUUGUAAGAAAUGGUGUGAGAUAGUUUCGGCUUCUUUUCUAAAGGUGACUAUUGUGUUUCCCCACAUCUCUUUCCUAAGGCAGGUAACACACCACUACACCUGGCCUGCCAAAACAGUCAUUCCGAAAGUGUUCGGGUCCUGCUGCUUGGAGGCUCUCGGGCUGAUAUAAAAAAUAAUGUGAGUGUUACCAAAAUCUAUAUCUGCAGAUUUGAUAGAGAAAAACCCUCAAAUGCAGUCUUUGAGUGGAAAAAAAUAAUGUGACCAUGCUUAGAUAUGAGUUUUGUGGCCGGUCCCAUUCCAAAUUAAUUAUCAGUUGAAUGGUUUUGAAUGAGUUUUCUGAAGGUUUAAAAACCUUUACAUUUUAACAGGAGAGGAGCAAAUUUGCAAUCAACCUAACAAAGGCAGAAAAACAUUUUGUAAGGGCAGCAGGGCAGCUUGCACCCCAACCUCAUAUCAGUGUUGCCAACUAAAUGGGCCAUGGAUGUUGGAGAAAAAGAAGCGUAACUGCUCCAUGUGGUUAACCAGAUUUCCAGUGUACAGCACUUGCCCCUGCAUGUUUACCCAGAUGCAUAUUUCCUCACUGUGUCCAGUCAGGCUUACUCCACAGAACCACAGCUUUACUGUGUUAAGGCAUUAUGUUAGCUUCCUUACUGUGAUUUGCCUCCCUUAUUUUUAGGCAGGAGACACCUGUUUGCAUGUCGCAGCUCGAUAUAAUCAUUUGCCCAUCAUUAGGGUGCUCCUCAGUGCUUUCUGUUCUGUCCGUGAAAAAAACCAGGUCAGUGCAUGAACUUCAUUGCCACUACACUCCAAUUUCUAUAAGGCUUCUAAAGUAUAAUCUGAUUCCGGUAUUUAGAACAAAAGAGGUGGCUGUUGUGCUCUGAACUAUGGAGAAAGCUUUUGAAAUUAUUCCCCUUUAAAUUAAAGUGCUGCUAUAUCAUAGGUAUUAUUUUGGCCUCAAGAAUUGCCUUAAAGAAAUGGUGUGUCCUUAGUUUGUCACAUCAGAGCACGUUGUUGCAUUUACAUUUCUUAUCUGUACUCUUUAAAUAUAUAUAUCUGUAAAUGAAAAGCUGCAACAUUGAGUCUAUGCUCCUGCUUCUGCCAAGACUCAUUCCAUGGCAUCUUGCAUAGCUCAUUGCAAAUACUGCAACCAGCAGGAAGAUCAUUUUCAAGUGGUCAGUGGGUGGGUGGGUGGGGUAGUUUGGGAACCACUGAUUUAAGACACAACACCACAACACCAUUUAAGACUUAAAUGAAGUUUGCUUCUACUGUCUUGUUGUUCAACACAUCUACUUCAGAACGUUGUAGAAAAAUAUACUUCAAAAGUAAAAAUAACCAUGUACAUGCGUAGUCAGCUGCCUCGUGAUAAAAAUAUUAUUAGAAAUAAGAAAGAAAGGAAGCUGUGGUGAUGUAUCAUGAACCUUGGAGGUACAUUGAUGCUCGUCCUGUUUGCACUUGCCUUCAUCAUCUGCCACUCUCCUUUGGGACCUUCUGGUCUGCAGGGCUCUGGAAUUUGGGUCCAAGAUGCAACCUUAGUUGCACUGUUAACUGGAUUGUCCAAAGGAAUUUAAGAUGCUGUGGAACAAGUGUGGUGACAAGUGUUGGCUGUGGCUUCCAUAGGAUCCUUUACAAUAUCUAGUUACACUGAAUUGCUAAUAUGUGACAAGUCUCAAAGCCAAUAUACUGGGGAAUACAUUUGUGGGUGUGGGUGCUUUUAAUUGGCUUUACAUAUUUUCACUGCUGUUUUUAAUAGGGCUAUUUCUUUACUUUUUAAAUCCUAUUUAUUAUGCAUUUUUAGUUCUUUCUGUUCUAAUUUAUGCUGUGAGCUGCCUUGGGUCCUUCAUUGGCAGAAAGGUGGGGUAUUCAACCAACCAGUCUGCUAGAAUGACUCAACAAUAUGGUAAUACAAAAUGUGCACCCUCCUUUUGGGUGGCACAAAAUGGUGCUGUUUGUCCGGACCUCAAGGGGGGGCAUGUUCAAGUUUCAUUCUGCUUUCUUAACCUCUAGGCUGGUGACACGGCACUUCAUGUAGCUGCUGCUCUGAAUCAUAAGAAGGUGGUCAAACUGUUGUUGGAAGCAGGAGCUGAUGGUACAGCCAUUAACAAUGUAAGCACUGAAGUCACUGAAGUCCUUAUUCUUACUGUUUCUAGUUAUUUUUUCCUGAGUGUUGGAUGACAGGACAGCAUUGAUGAAAGGAGUGUCUGGUUCUUUUAAUUUCUAAAAUGUCAUUUGGAGAGAAUCGUGUUUUCUCUUUUCUCUUGCAGGCUGGUCAGACCCCGCUAGAAGUUGCCAGAGAACAUGACAACCCUGAGGUUGCUCUUCUACUCACUAAAGCCCCACAGGUACAUUAUGAAUACAGUUCAUUAAUGAUCGACUCAGAAGGAUCAUUCUGCAAAACUGCUCUGGAAUAAAUGUCUCACACACUAGUGAAGUGGAUGUGUUCCAGAUGUUGACAAAGAAAAGACUUGAUGAUACUCAUUCUCGCAUGCAUAAGCAAGUGGGGUGUGUUGUGUCUAAUGUAUUGUACGCUGUGCUGUAGUUAGUGCAUUUGGUUCAAAAACUACAUUCUCUGCCCAUUUCAGAAUUUACUUUGCUGCUGCUGCUACAUUCUAGGAACCGGGCAGAUAUUUUAAAGCAUCCCUUUCUGUAAUUGGACCAGGAUGACUGGGUCAUCAUGGUAUUAACUUGAAAUGUUGCUACAUGCAGAUCUUGCGCUUUAAUCGUGGAAGAAGCCUGAGGAAGAAGAGGGACAGACUGAAAGAAGAAAGGCGUGCUCAGUCUGUACCAAGAGAUGAAGUGGUGCAAAGCAAGGUACAGCCAGCUUUCUAUGUACUGAAGGCAAGGAAUGUGGUCUGAGUGCUUGAGUCCCCCACCUCUUGAAAGUAUUUUUUUCAUCUGCCAUGAGUGUUUCACCUUUUGCGUUGUUGUGCUUUAAGCACCUGGAGGAAAAUAAUUAGUACCUGCAUUACAACCUAGGUGAGCCCUCUUCGGUUGCUGCUGCUGCUCUGUUUGGAAUUUGGAGAACUGUUGUGUUCAGGUCUGAAUGUGAGAACUUAUCAGAGAGCAAAGAUCAGCAUCUCUAGCCCCCUUGCCUGUGUGUGCUUUUAUUUUGAAACAGGGCAGUGCCUCAGCUGCUGAUGACACUCACAGCAGUGACCAGGCCCUUCAGGGGAGAGGUGACAUGAAAGAGGAAGCACAGUUGCCUUUAUCAGAGCUCAGAGGGAGGAAGAAUAAAAAGAAGAAACCAAGAGAAAAGGUACCGGCAGAUGCAGAAUGACAGCGGGAGGGCGCUCUUAAUCUAGGCGGUUUCUCUCAUCUCCUUCCAUUCAUGGGCAGGCUUUCUAAAACAUGCCUACUUUGGUGCCCUCUGUCAGAGACAUCAUCAACCUUUCUAUAGUUUCAAAGAGAAUGGGCGAUGGGGUAGCUGACCUUCAGCCGGAGGGGAACAAUGGGCCCCACAGAUUUCUGUCCCCCCCAUUUGCUUAAACAAAAGUGUAAUAGUAGUAGUAGUAGUUGCUGCUGUUAAUAUCAUCACCAGCUUCUGUGAAUCCCUCAUGCCAAGUGAGAGGCCCGAAGGGUUGACCAUGGGUGAUUGCAGCACACAGCCUUAAAAGGAUUAGCUGCUCCUGCUCUUGACCAUGGGGAGGAGGUUUGGGUCCAGACUUCACAUGAGCAGACUGCUGCUCAAAGGAUGCUCCACAGAAGAAAGAGGUGGAGGCAACCUUUACUGAUUCCUUCUCCGGUGUUCCUCCUGCUGACCUGCUCUGGAAGGUCAGGGGACCCUCUGAAAGUUAUUAAAAGUGACACUGGAGGGGGAAAGGGGAACUGGCGGAAAUUGCCUGCCUCCCUUCCUGCAAUGGGGCCCUCCACUGGAUCAGAGGCCUUUUUGCAAAUGGAAGAAGCCCUUUUAGUCAUAGAAAGCUAUUAUUGGGGCCAAUUAUUCUUUAAUAUGUGUUUAAAUCUAGGCAGAUAGUGGAUGCUGAGUGCAUUUAACAGAAGCACAAGUUCAUAGCAUGUUGGGUUCAACCCAUUUUCCAAAACAGUUUGCAGAACCUGAUGAGCAGCAAACAGGAAUAUUGAUUUGAAUGAAUGAAAACAAGUCCAUAUGGCGGCCACAUUUGCGCCAAUGCAUUUCAUCACUUAAAUUGGGCAGUGGUAGCAAAUGUAACAGGAGAGAUAACAUUUGACACGUUACUUUGACAAUUUUAUUGGGUUGUUUGAAGAACACAGUUAGCUUUGAAUUUGGGUAUCACCUUAAAAUGGAUAUUGUGUGAAACAGUCUGAUCCUGAAGAAUGUGGAAUGUUUCAUAUGUGUCCUCAGCAAAGUUUAAUUAGACCUUGUUAUGGAAUACGGGGAAAAGGGGGCUUUUUGUAUGCCAAUAGAUAAGUUAUCAUGAGUGCUACAUUUGCACUCAUGGAGAAUGAAUGUGCUGGAAUAAAUAGGUUUUUUAAAAAUGGUGUAUUUUUUAAAACCAGGUUUUGGCACUCUCUGAACCCACAUCACCAGCUGAUCAGCAAGUGCCUCCUAACCCACAGCAGAAUUUGCCAAAACGCAAGAGCAAACGCCGCUGCGCAUCUCCUCCACCUCCCCAUGAAUUCAGAGCCUACCAGUUGUAUACACUUUACCGUGGAAAGAAUGGAAAAAUCAUGCAGGUAACUAUGCACUUUGUAAUUGGAUUAACAGGCAUGUACACUCUUCAGAGGGUAGGGGACAGAAAAGGAUUUAAAAGUUAAAUAUAUUAACUUUCUGUCUUGUGCCUUUGUGGGCUACCCCAGCCCGGAAGCCUUUCUGCCUGAAUGAAGGAUGGAGGGGUUUGUGUGUAUGUAGGAACCUCUGACUUCUGGGUGGCUGGAAUGUAGCCUGUACAAAGUUAAGAGUCACAUCCAUUGCUCUGCCUGUUUUUGCCUCUGGUACAUAAGCCCCUACGUUUCCCCUGAGGAAGCACAGUCCUUGACCUGAAAAAGGUUCACCAACUCUUUUAGAAAGAUUACAAGCGAACAAACUUACAUUUCCAAUGAAAGAUACUUCCUGGUUUUAGGUUUUUGUUUAACAAGAAGCUGGAGGGACUACAGAAGCUGUGUUGGCACAGCUUUAAUAGAGCAUCACAGAGAUCUGAUCGUAACUGUGUGAGCUUAAGGAGCAUACCUGGUAGCUUCUAAGCUGCAGUCAAUGGGAAAUGCUGUGGUUCUACCAUAGACUCAUUUUUACAGCAGCAGGUCAAGCGAGCUAUUUGUUUAAACUAUUGGCUGUAGUUGUGCUUUUCUUAAACAGCUAUCUUGCCAUUUUUCUCCCUAAACGAAUAAAGGCCCUCUGUAUACUCUAAAUGCGAAGGAUGAACUCUUGAGAAAAAACGUCCAGGCAAAUUUAUUUUAUUUUCAUUUCCUACUGUAUAACCUGUAUAUUUGUUUUCUCCCUGGAGGCUCCAAGCAGUACUGUUGGUUGUGGUUGCUUUGCUGUCCUUUGAGCCAAUCAUAGUUGUUAUUAAGAUACAGGGGAUGUGUUGUCACAGUUGUUUUGCUUCUUGCAGGCACCAAUAAAUGGAUGUCGUUGUGAGCCACUGAUAGAUAAAGUAGAGAACCAGCUGGCAGCCGCUGUGGAAGAAAUAAAAGCGGAGCUUGUUACAGCACAGGAUAAGAUGAACAGCAAACUAGGUCAAAUGGAAAACAAAACUCAGCAUCAGGUAAGGAAACAUUCCAUGGACAAAGUAUUUCUUCAAACACUAGGAGCCUGAUUAAAGCCUAUAGGGCGUGGUUUGGUCUGUGUCAGGAAUGGGGGACCUAUAGCCCGUAGACUAUACUCUUGGCCCAACAGGGGGUCCAAGUUGGCCCAUGAAGCCAUUUCCCCCAAAUCAUACCCACCUGUUCACCAGCUGAUGUCGCUGGGUCAACUGAUAUAGGCAGGGUCCCAUUCCCUGGGAGAACACACUGGAGUAGCAGAACCUGCAGCUUAUCCUGUUGGUGAGCAGAGGGUGCAACCCUGUUCCAUGUUUCUCUUCCCCACCUGUCAAUCGCCUUACAUCAGAACGACACCAGGUGAUGCAGACUUCAAAAAGCAGGGUGAGCUGAUUGAAAGCCCUUUUGCAAACAGCUCCACGCUGCUCUUUGAAAAUGAGGUUUUAAAGAAUAGCAAGGGGCUGUUUACAAAAGAGCACUGACUGUCACUAGGUCUUCAGGGGUUUGUCCAUCUGUCAGAUUUGGCCCUCCUAGGGGUGGGGAGACACAAGGAUCUGGCCUGCCAGCCAGAAAACAGUUCUCCACUUCUGGUCUACUUGUUACAAUCUUCAGGUGGAGGCUGCUUGAAACUCAUAACGUGGCAAUCUUUUCUAUGUGGCUGUUGCCCCAUGGAGUAGCCAGACAUUAGUUAAUUGUAUUUCUGGAGGGGCUGCAAUGCAGGACAUAGUGGCACUACUCUCCUUGCCAGACAUUCCUGCACUGAGCAAGAAGGUCUGAAAAGCCUUGGGAAGCAAGCAGGGUUUAGAAUUACCAGAAAUCUGCCUUGAUCACUGCAGUAUCUCUUAUUAUUAUCAAGGUAUCACCUUGAUCAUUUGUUUAUUGUGUCACUCCUUAGAGUCAUACCUGCAGCCAACUGAAAUAACCUGCAGUGUUUUUAAAAACACUGAAAGGAAUACUUUUAUUCACAAUGUUUCACAAAUGCCUUUUCCGCUGUCCUUUUUAGAUGCAAUUUUUGCCCUUGGUAAGUUAAAUUACCAGUAGUAAAGUAAUGAGGUUUAAUAAGUCAGCCUAUGCAUUGUUGUCAUUUCUGCUGUGCUUUCCUCUUUUAUAACAGCUCCGCGUUUUAGACAAAUUGAUGGCAGAGAGGCUGUCAGCAGAAAGAACAGAGUGCCUUCAUCGUCUUCAGGAGCAUGCCGAGUUGGAAAGGCAUGAAGGGGAGAAACGCCAGGUAGAUUAGAAAAUAAGUAUCUCGUGGAGCAUAUAAGACAAUGAGGAAUCUGAAACUUUCCAUUUAAGAUACACAGAAAAGAGCGCUUAUCUAAAAGAAUGACAAGCAAUUUUAAAAAGAAAAUUAUCUGGUUAUAGUGAGAUACAUUUUCAUUUUGAGCAGUCAUAGAUAGCUUACUUGGGUGGUUGGAAAUAAGCCAUUUAAAUAUGUUUCUUGACGGCAGCCUAUCCAUUUCAGUGAUCUUAUGUAAAACCUUUUUGCAAGAUGCUUAAACGAACCCAUAUUCUGAGGAAAUAUCUGCUUCUCAUUUGAUUUUUGUGGUGUCAUAAUUUGACUGCCUUUUAGGUAGCUAACAUUUGAACUUCCAGUUUUAGAAACCCAGCAGGAAAAUGCUUUCAGAAUGUCUCUUAAAACUUCUAUUUCCUCACAUAAUAAGAAAAAAAGUCAACAACCCUGUGCAUUGAUGAACAUGGGGGUGCAGUAAAGGUAAAGGACACCUGACUGUUAAGUCCAGUCGCGAAUGUCUCUGGGGUUGUGACGCUCACCUCGCUUUACUGGCCAAGGGAGCUGACGUUUGUCCGCAGCAGUGGUUGGUUACAUUAUUAGAUCUGAUCUGGGAGGUUAAAAACUUCACGUAGGUCAAUAUAUUUUUUAGCCAAGCAGAAGGAUGAAAUAUAAAAUGAUUAAAAAGAAUGCUCCUGCUUGCUAUCCUCAAGAAUCUUCAUAUUUGUUCUGACAUUUUUAUGGCUCUAAUGCAGCAAUAAUAAUCUUACAAGCAAUGUCCUACUCCCCCAUUUUGGUAGAAUAAGCAAGACUGUAUCUCCAGACAUACUGCACUAGCAAUUAAUAAUGGCUAUUGCAUAUACUGUGGUCCUAUCACAGUGCUACAAACCAUGGUAUAAUUACAGUGUUCCAGGCCAAUACACCAAUGCAAAUGUUCCAUUUCAGUGUGCAAGAGUGCAGAUCGGAUCCAUUAUUGCUAGGGUCUUUCAAAGAAAACAUUCAUUAUCCCAAAGCUAGAUUUGUAAACUUCCUUACUAUAUAGGACGCUAAGUUCUCUUUAACUCAGUAGAUCAGGCUGCAACAAUAAUCUAGCAUGCAUUUAGCUGCUAAAACUAAUAGACUGUCAUUUGAUGGCCUCUGAUUUGUACAUGGGUUUUUCCCUUACAGAUAUCGUUGGUGGGGGAACUGAAAGCUUGGUGCAUGCUAAAAAUUCAGAACCUGGAGUUGAAGCUUUCUGGAGACUCUAGAUCUUCAAGGCCAAAAUCAACUCUGUCUACAUGUGAGUCACUCGCUGAGACUUUGGAUACAGAGAACCUUCCUUGUACGAAGGACUGUAAAGCUAGCCAAACCCCACUGCAGUCGGAUGGUUCGCAGCAGCAUUCUUGCACUGCCCUUCAGAAUAGUGUCUCGGAAGAUACUGGAAGAAGUAGAGUGCCCACAACAGAGCAGAGCUUUGGGAAGCAGUAUUUUGUUGUUCAAGAAGCCAACACUCCAGGUAUCUUUUUGUUAGUCGUUUCUGGAGGGGAAAGCUAUGCUAGAGUAUUGUGGCAAACAAUAUUAGGGAGCACCCCCUCCAAUGCCAUCAGAUCCUCUUCCACACUGAUCAGACACAUUUUGGAUUAGUGCUUGUCUCAAUUAGGUGAUGGCUGGUAUUCAUUGUCUCUGGUUGAGACAAUGAAUACCAGAAAGUGGUUGAGAGAAUGAGCUAUGGUUAGUCAUGCGUGCACCCCCUUAACAGGAAUACUGGCUCAGAGGUUCCUCACACCUAAAAAGUACGGGGAAAUGUGUGUGUGCCUUAUGGAGCAAAUGCAGGGGGGAGGCAGGCAGGAAAAGCCCCCAAAAGCCGCACACAAGCUCCACGCGGUUCUUGCGGGCUCUUCCCCAGGAGGGAGAAGGGACUGACACGGCCAGUCAGUCCCUUCUCCCUCCUCAUAGAAAAGCCCGCAGGAGCUGCACGAUCCUUAAAGGGUGUGCGGCUCCUGUGAGCUUUUGCGGGAGGUGGGGGUAUUGCCAUAGCCGCGCGCAGGCUCUCCCGGCCGGAGGGGCUGCGCGCGCCUUGGCAAAAGCCAAGACAGCGAGUGGGAGAGGCUCGCGGAGCAGUGGGAAGGCUGCGCGCCUUUCCACUGCUCCCUGACCUGCUCUUUGGGACUGGCGGCGGGCUUCCCCCCGCCAGCCCCAAAGAGCAGGUCAAAAGAACCCGAAGCCCAGCGGGAACUCCCGCCACGCUCCAGAGGCUUCAGGAUGCCUUCACUGAAGCCUGGAGAGCGAGAGGAGUCAGCGCGCACCGACCCCUCUUGCUCUCCAGGCUUACAAGGUAGCCUCCAGAGCGCAGCGGUAACUCCCGCUGCGCUCCGGAGGCUUUGGGUGAAUGCACCUUGUUUAGAGGGGGAGAACAAGAAAAAAAUCCCCCCCCCUGUUCUCCCCCUCCUAUGGUCCGGUGCGUCCUAUAGAGCGAAAAAUACGGUAUUUCAGAAGUCAAAGUAGGAAUUUUCAAAAUGGCUGAAAGAUGCUGAUCCAGUGAGAACUCUCUUGUGAGAAAGAUGUUAUGAGUGAGUGGAGCAGUCUUCUGCAACGUGGUACCCGCCAAAUGUUUAAGACUAGUGCUCCCAUCAUCUCAGAGCACAGACCAUGCUGGCUGGGGCUGAUGGGAUUUGUAGUCCAAAAGAACUGAAGGGCACCUGUUGGGGGAAAACUGGCUUUGAUUAGCCCUGGAGGAGACAGAAGUGAUGGAGGUGAUGACUGAACUGGAGCCUGUACAGGUGCGCACCAACCCCUCUCGCUCUCCAGACUUCCAAGGUAGUCUCCUAAAGGUGACUGAACGGCACCUUGUUUUAGAGGGGGAGAACAAGAAAAAAAAAUUCUCCCCCUCUCUGCGCAGCACUUCCUGCCGCUUCGCUGAAGGGGUCCUGGGCACAAUUUUUUUUUCUUGUUCUCCCCCUCUAAAACAAGGUGCGUCCUAUGGUCGGGUGCGUCCUAUAGAGCAAAAAAUACAGUAGGCCUGGGUGCUGUAUUGAUCACCCAGGAACAGUAUGGACGGCAGAUUGUGAUGGUGGCUUCACCCAGUGGUAUAUUUUGGGUGAAACAGACAUCACACCCAAGACCCUCUCCUGCCAGCGCCACUUUCAACACUGGGCCACUGGCAGCAGAGGUGUGGUGUCUGUUUCACCCACAAUAUACCGUCGGGUGAAGCCGCCAUCACAAUCUGCCCUCCAUACGGCAGAGAGAGGAGCAAGCUAUAUUGGAGGGCCAAUACAGCUUGUUGUUUAAAUAUCACAUGAUACCUGCAGAACACGAUGUUUCACUGACAUAGCCAAUCUCUAGCUAAGGCUGGGCAGAGAGAGUUGAAGCAAUUUAGCACACAGUUGGGCAUUCUUCAACACCUUCAGUACAGGGGGUAGUCCUUUGAAACAAUCAUAGUAUUCAGGGCUUUUUUUCAGCCAGAACUCACUGGAAUGGCGUUCUGGCACGAGAAGGGGGUGGGGAGACCCGCUCUGGAGAGGCAUGGGCGGGGGCUCGUUCAGCUGUGGUGUGGAAGCCUCUCUUGAGGAGCCUCAACAAUAGGCCUGGAUGAUACGUUGCCUGGGGCCAGAGUGUGACAGUGGCUUCACCCUCUGGUACAUCAUGCGCGAAAUUGCAGCCACUCCCUCACUCAUGUUGCCACUAGUACGCUGGUGGCAGAGGGACUCAUGAGUGGCUGUAGUUUCACUUGUGAGGUACCACUGGGUAAAAACCAUCAUCACGCUCUGGCCCUCAUAACACAGAGCGACCAUGCAGGCAGGCAGCUUCUUUAAACUGUACCACUUAGGGGUGCACAGCUGGCUGCCUGUGCUCCAGCCGCCUUCAGACAGGCAAAAAAACCUCCAACUACUACACCUCCCCUCCUCAGGGGGAUGGGGAAUUUCCAACAUAGAUCAAUCACCACCAACCAAGUGCACCACAUAAUCCCAUACGUCUUAGAAGACAAGACGAAACAAUGUGACUAUCGCCGUGCGUACCCACUCAAAAACACCCCACCAUAGCAUACCCAUUCCUUCAAAUCUAAGGAAAAUCCCCACAACACUAAACUAGGAGACGCCCAAAUACCCUGGAAAACACACCACCUUAAACAAUCUAGCAGUAAAAGCAGCAGCCACUAGGCCUUGGACCAACUUCGAAAACCACCUCCUGACAGCAGAGGGACAUGCCAUGGUUUCCACAAAAUACUAGAAUCCCAGAAACCCCCUCAUCUCAAUCAAAAGGGAGCACAACAUAGGUUACAAAAUAAACCCCGCCUGAUGGAUUAAAGGAUUGUUUAGAUCAUAGUUUAAUCCAUCUCAGCCAAAAGAAGGGAACUCACCUUGAAACCUAUCUACAGAUGGUGGCUGGCACUGAUACACCCAGGAACCUCACCAAAAUGCUGGAGAGGCUGCACUUCCACAUGUGGUGGGAAUGCCCCAAAACCCAACCCUUUUGGACAUCAGUCCUACAAGAAAUAUGCAAAAUAACUAAGCAUUAGAAGCCACCCCAGAACUGGCCUUAUUUAAUAUUUUCCAAGACAAUAAUGCUCACACUAUAACCCACCCACUCUCAACAGCCAGGAGCAUCAUAGCUAGACACUGGAGGGCCUGUCAGGAGUAAACAUGGACCACUGAUACUAAACAAACUGAAGCUAGCAUGGGCACAAAUAAAAAAGGAUGGUUUCACCCUGGUGUGGCUCCCCUUUAUUACACACACAGCCCAACCAGAACCCACCGACAGCAUAUGAACUGAUAUGGCUAACUUGACCCAACAACCCCUCCACCUCACACAUGCAAACAAAACUCAUUGCAGUCAACUGAAGGCAACCAACCAUGCCCUGGAGUCCCCAAUCUCCCUCACUGCCAAUGAAAAUGAGUAAAUGAAUAGUAAGAGAACCUACCCACGUGACACUGGCACAAAAACCUUACACAUACACUAUGUAAAAGAAUGAAAGUUUACUAUCAACCCCUAACCUUAUACUGUCUGUAACAUUAGUGUAUAACUGCUGAAGAAAGAAUUCUAUGAAUGGAAAGCAGAGACACUGACUGUACUUUUGUAACCAAGAAAACCUUUAAUAAAAACAUUUAAAAAACAACAACUCAUAACUGUUCAUAUUUCCUUAUUUACAGGAAUAGAGCAACAGUUAGUUGGCGCUGGCCCAACUCCCGCUGCAGUUUCUCCUCAAGUUGUAAGGCCCAAAGACAAAGCAAGUUUCAGCAGAUUGAAACAAGAACUGCCACCAUCUGAAUACUCAGGCUCCAAACUGAGACAUGCAAAGGUACAAACUGUUUCCAAGACCCCUACCGAAUUUACAAAGACUGAGGUGGAGAGAGGAGGCUGCUUUAUAGAUAAAGGAACUCAAACGAAGAGGUCUGGCAGAAGUGGUCAGUUGAAGCACAGGCCUCAGCAACAUGCAGGCACCCACUCUGCAGAGCAGCCGCCACCGCCACCACCUGCUGUCUCUGGAGGAAAAGAGGUCAGCCCUCAACUUGCAGGCACUUCUCAAGCUCUGGAAAUCACACAGUACUUUUUUGAGGCUGUAUCCAGCCAGAUGGAGAAGUGGUAUGAAAGGAAGAUUGAAGAAGCUCGGAGCCAAGCUGACCAGAGAGCCCAGGAAGAUAAAGCACUCCUCAAAGAACAUAUAAAAAGUUUAGAAGAGGAACUCUAUAAGCUAAGGACUAAAGUGCAGAAGGAACAUUAG
Podarcis lilfordi (Lilford's wall lizard) is the source of this 29912-nucleotide messenger RNA. Lineage: Eukaryota; Metazoa; Chordata; Lepidosauria; Squamata; Lacertidae. The record is from the annotation of a GenBank genome assembly.